Anopheles gambiae (African malaria mosquito) is the source of this 1504-nucleotide messenger RNA. Its product is annotated as venom serine carboxypeptidase. Lineage: Eukaryota; Metazoa; Arthropoda; Insecta; Diptera; Culicidae. The coding region runs from base 1 to 1434 and encodes 477 amino acids. Gene Ontology annotation, biological process: proteolysis. Gene Ontology annotation, molecular function: serine-type carboxypeptidase activity. The transcript has a single exon. The record is from RefSeq and is a predicted model, not a curated record.
AUGUUGUUCGUACCCUGUACGCUGCUCCUGCUGGGGCUGUGGGACAUUACGGCGAUCGACGCCAAGAGUUCGUUCAUAAACCCGUACCCCCGGUUUAAGGCUAUGCCACACGCACCACACGAAGACGUCGGCGAGCCCCUGUUCCUGACGCCCUUCAUCGCCAACAAAUCGAUCGAAGCAGGCCGGCAAGCGGCUCGUGUGACCCAUUCCGCCAUUCCGGCGGACGUUGAGAGCUACUCGGGAUACCUGACGGUGGACGAGGCGACCAACUCGAACCUCUUCUUCUGGUACUUUGCGGCCAAGCUGGACCGCGAAGCACCGGUCGUGCUGUGGCUGCAGGGUGGUCCCGGAGCAUCGUCCCUGUACGGGUUGUUUACGGAAAAUGGGCCGUUCUCGGUGCGCAGUGACAUGAAGCUGCAGCCGCGCAAGUACAGCUGGCACCUGAACCACCAUCUCAUCUACAUCGAUAACCCUGUCGGGACGGGGUUCAGCUUUACCGAUAAGGAGGAGGGCUACUCGACGAACGAGACGCAGGUCGGUGCGAACCUUCACAACGCGCUGCAGCAGUUCUUUGCCCUGUUUCCCGAUCUGCAGCAGCACCCGUUCUUUGUGACGGGUGAAUCGUACGGUGGCAAGUAUGUGCCCGCCGUGGCCCAUACCAUCCACCGGCAUAAUGCCGACGCGAAGGUGAAGCUCAACAUGCAGGGCAUUGCGAUCGGCAAUGGGCUGUGCGAUCCGUUCCAUCAGCUCGUGUACGGCGACUACCUGUACCAGCUGGGGCUGAUCGAUGGCAACACGCGCGACCAGUUCCAUCAGUACGAGGCGAAGGGCCGGGACUGCAUCAGCAAGAAGGACUUUGAGUGUGCGUUCGACGUGUUCGACGAGCUGAUCAAUGGCGACCAGUACCCGUGCGGCUCGCUGUUCAAGAAUGCGUCCGGCUUCACGACGUACUUCAACUACCUGCAGACGAGCCCCGAUCCGUCGGAUGAGUAUAUGGGCAAGUUUUUGCAGCUGGCGGAAACGCGCCGUGCCAUUCACGUCGGCAACAACUCGUUCCACGAUCUGGAGGGCGAGAACAAGGUCGAGGAUCAUCUGAAGCUGGACGUGAUGCAGUCGGUUAUGCCGUAUCUGAAUGAGCUGCUGCACUCGUACCGGGUGGUCAUUUACAACGGUCAGUUGGACAUCAUUGUGGCGUACCCGCUAACGAUGAACUACGUCACGAAGCUGAACUUCCCCGGCAUGGAAGAUUACAAGAAAGCCCCGCGGCACAUCUGGCGAGUGGACGGGGAGAUUGCGGGGUACGCGAAGGAGGCGGGCAAUCUGGUAGAGGUACUGGUACGCAAUGCUGGCCAUAUGGUACCGAAGGAUCGCCCGAAAUGGGCACUGGAUUUGCUGAUGCGCCUUACGCACGGUAAAAAGUACGGAAAGCAGUAAAGCCGUUCGUGUCGGAAGCAUUUGAGGAAUGGAAAAAGCUAAUAAAGGUGAUUAAAGUCGUUUAAAUGAA